This is a messenger RNA of Blepharisma stoltei, 1568 nucleotides long. NCBI's taxonomy places the organism in Eukaryota, Ciliophora, Heterotrichea, Heterotrichida, Blepharismidae. The record is from the annotation of a GenBank genome assembly.
AUGAGAGAAGUUAUUAGCUUGCAAAUUGGCCAAUGUGGAAACAUGAUUGGAUCAGCAUUUUGGAGAGAAAUAGCCGAAGAUCACAGUAUAGACUUAGAAGGGAACUAUUAUGGCAAGUCGGAUAUAACCCGAACCCUCUGCUGGCUUGGGCUAUGCCGAUGUCUCCCGACGUCGGAAGGGGGGCUGGAUUUACAAACAUUUGUUGAUAAAACCAACUCCAAUAUGACAAAUCCACUCUUUACCAGAGAUUUGCCAUCUGGAUUUACAAAUGUUUAUAAAUCCAGCUCCACUUCAGACUUCAGGAAAAUAAGGUAUAGUCAAAGCCAAAAGGAGGCUUUGGCUAUAAAGAACUUGCCAAAAUAGACAGCUAUUUUAGCACGACUGAUACGAAAUUUUUUCCAAGGGCAAUUAUGAUCGAUUUAGAGCCUCAAACUUUGGAUGAAAUGCGCUGUUCUGAUCUUAAGAAAAUGUACAGAACUGAUAAAUUUAUUUCUGGACAUUCUGGUACAGAAAAUAAUUGGGCAAAAGGAUAUUAUACAUUGGGUGCAGAAAUUAAGGAUUUGGUUAUGGAAACUGUGCGCAGUUCUGCGGAGGAAUGCGAGCACCUUGAAGGGUUCCAAAUCUGUCAUUCUCUUGGUGGAGGAACUGGAUCGGGGCUUGGCUCCUUAAUUAUUAAUUCAGUUCGGGAAGAAUUCCCAGAUAAAAUUCUAGAAACGUUUUCAGUUACUCCUUCCAAAAAUCCAGAGAUUGCAGUUGAACCAUAUAACGCAACUUUUUCAGUCAACAAGUUAGUUGAAAACGCUGAUUCCUGUAUAAUGCUAGACAACGAUGCCCUAUAUAAAAUUUGUCAAGAAAAUCUUGGCAUGGAAGCUCCUACUUAUUCAGACCUAAAUAAUGUCGCUAGUUCUGCCAUAGCUGGAAUUACAUCACCCAUAAGAUUCCCUUCCACCCUCAACUCUAGCUGAAGAAAAGUCUGCAUGAAUUUAGUUCCAUUCCCUCGGCUCCACUUUUUUACAAUUUCUCAUAUGCCAUUCUAUAAGCAGCAGCAAGAAAAGCCAGAAAAUUCAGAAUGAAAGAUCUUGGAUUUAUUCCAAAGGAUGGUGAACCCGAAUAACCUCAUAAUAUCAAGUGGGCAUGACCUCUGCUCUCAAAGGAUUUAUUCAGCAGCUGCUAUAUUUAGAGGAAACUACUCUAGCAAAGAAUUGAAUGAUGCACUUGAUGAAAUCCACAACGAAAAAUCUGGUUGCUUUGUAGAAUGAAUCCCUGACAAUUUCCUCUGCGGUACUUGUGAAGUCCCUCCCAAGCGAUCAUUAGCUAGUGCUUCUUCGAUUAUAAGUGGCAGCUGCGUGAAAGAUACGUAUUUGAGAUUAAGCGAGCAAUUCACUGAUCUCUUUAGACAAAAGGCUUAUACUCAUUGGUAUACUGAAGAAGGAAUGGAUUUAAUGGAAUUUACAGAGGCCGAAAGCAAUAUGAAUGACCUUGUAAGCGAAUACUCUCCCUGCUGCUGCUGUUGCUACGACGAAGAAGAAUAUGGUGAAGAAUAUGAUGAAGGAGAGGAAGGAAGCUAA